Molecule: messenger RNA, 3309 nt
Organism: Dufourea novaeangliae
Lineage: Eukaryota; Metazoa; Arthropoda; Insecta; Hymenoptera; Halictidae
Gene: DNApol-delta
Product: DNA polymerase delta catalytic subunit
Exons: 13
Coding region: 22-3297 (1091 amino acids)
Biological process (GO): DNA-templated DNA replication; base-excision repair, gap-filling; DNA replication proofreading
Cellular component (GO): delta DNA polymerase complex
Molecular function (GO): nucleotide binding; DNA binding; 3'-5'-DNA exonuclease activity
Source: RefSeq, a predicted model, not a curated record
GUGAUAAUUUGAUAAGGCAGAAUGAACAAGAAACCAUUAACAGCCCCUCCUGCUGCGAAAAAAGCAAAAUACCGGGAUGACGAUGAAGAUGAAGAUUAUCCCGGUUCAUUUGAAACCGAAUUGGCUAAUAUGGAUGAGAUGGAUGAUCAGUUUGGAGAUGUGUCACACAUCAUUGAAGAGGGUCCUGAACAAGAAAAUACAUCCGCAAAAUGGAGUAGACCUCCACCACCAGAGUUAAAUCCACAGAAGGAUUCCUUAAUUUUCCAACAGAUAGAAAUUGAUCAUUAUUCGGGUGCCCCACUGGUUGGAAUGCCGGGCAGCAGAAUAGCUCCAGUACAAAUAAUGAGAAUGUAUGGUGUUACAGAACAGGGAAACUCUGUUUGUUGCCACGUUCAUGGAUUUUGUCCAUAUUUGUAUGUUUCUGCACCACACAAUUUUACAGAACAGCAUUGCAGACCUUUUAAGAAUGCAUUAGACAAAGCCAUACUGAAAGAUAUGAGAUCGAAUCCAGAGAAUAUUCAAGAAGCUAUCCUAGCUGUUGAACGAUUGUACAAACAAAACAUGUAUGGCUAUACAGGUAACGAGAAAUCGCUGUUUUUAAAAAUCACAGUGGCUGUGCCAAAAUUAAUAGCGGCUUGUAAAAGGUUACUCGAAAAGGAAGUGAUUUAUCCCGAAUUUAAUCACACGUAUACUGCCUUUGAAAGCAACAUUGAUUUUGAUAUUAGGUUUAUGGUGGAUACAUCUGUAGUAGGAUGUUCUUGGAUCGAGUUACCACCGAAAAGUUGGAAAUUGCGUGGCCAUCAAGGUCACAGUUUGCCACAAACAACAAGAUGCCAGUUGGAAGUUGAUGUUGCAUGGGAUGCUUUUAUUGCCCAUACACCGGAAGGGGAAUGGUCUAAAAUUGCUCCGUUCAGAAUACUUAGUUUCGACAUUGAAUGCGCUGGACGUAAAGGUAUCUUUCCUGAACCAAAUCAUGAUCCUGUUAUACAAAUCGCUAACAUGGUGAUAAGACAAGGAGAACCAGAACCUUUUCUACGAAACAUUUUCACGCUUGAUACUUGUGCACCUAUUGUUGGUAGUCAAGUGUUAAGUUUCGAAAAAGAGAGCAAAAUGUUAGAGAAAUGGGCUGACUUCGUGAGACAGUUAGAUCCUGAUAUUUUCACCGGAUACAACAUAAACAAUUUCGAUUUUCCGUAUCUGAUUAAUCGUGCUCAGCAUCUGAAUGUGAAGAACUUUAAUUUCCUCGGUCGAAUAAAGAACAUAAAGUCAGUAAUUAAGGUUCAUGUACUUCAGAGCAAGCAGAUGGGUAAACGUGAAAAUAAAUCUGUUAAUUUUGAAGGAAGAGUUCCUUUUGAUUUAUUAUUGGUGCUGGUCAGAGAUUAUAAAUUACGAUCUUACACGUUGAACGCUGUUUCUUAUCACUUUCUACAAGAACAGAAGGAAGAUGUUCAUCAUAGUAUUAUCACAGAUCUGCAGAACGGUGACGCACAGACUCGUCGGAGACUUGCCGUUUAUUGUCUGAAAGAUGCAUACUUACCACUGAGAUUACUAGAAAAAUUAAUGUGUAUUAUCAUUUACAUGGAAAUGGCAAGAGUUACGGGUGUUUCUAUCUAUAGUUUAUUAACCAGAGGGCAGCAGAUAAAAAUAGUCUCUCAACUACUGAGAAAGACCAAAGAAAAAGAUUAUUUGAUACCAGUUCAUCAUGGGCAAGGUAGCGACGAACAGUAUGAAGGUGCCACCGUCAUCGAACCGAAGCGUGGCUACUACAACGACCCCAUAGCUACUUUGGAUUUCAGUUCCCUGUAUCCUAGUAUAAUCAUGGCGCACAAUUUGUGUUACACAACUUUGUUAAGUCAUGAGAAGCAAGUGAAAUACAAAGUCGAUGAUGACGACAUAACUAAAACUCCCGCUAACUCUACGUUCAUCAAAGCAAAUGUCCGAAAGGGAAUACUUCCUGAAAUUUUGGAGAAUCUUUUGACAGCCAGAAAGAAAGCAAAGGCUGAACUGAAAAAUGAGACUGAUCAAUUGAAACAGAAAGUGCUGGAUGGUAGGCAGUAUGCUUUGAAAGUAUCAGCCAAUUCUGUUUAUGGUUUCACAGGUGCACAGAUGGGAAAGUUACCGUGUUUGGAAAUAUCGGCUAGUGUCACUGCCUAUGGACGUGUCAUGAUAGAGCGAACAAAGCAGGAGGUAGAACAACAAUAUUGUGUUUCAAAUGGGUACAAAAACGACGCUGUGGUUAUAUAUGGAGAUACUGAUUCUGUAAUGGUUAAGUUCGGUGUAAAAACAAUCGAGGAGGCUAUGGAGCUUGGAAGAGAGGCGGCAGAGUAUGUAACGUCCAAGUUCCUGAAGCCGAUAAAGUUAGAAUUUGAGAAAGUCUAUUUUCCGUACUUAUUGAUUAACAAAAAACGAUACGCUGGACUGUAUUUCACACGGCCCGAUAAAUACGAUAAAAUGGACUGCAAGGGUCUUGAAACGGUAAGGCGGGAUAACUGUCCUUUAGUAGCAAACAUGAUGAACACCUGUUUGCAAAAAUUACUCAUCGAUAGGAACCCUCAAGAUGCGGUAAAUUAUGCAAAACAAAUUAUAAGUGAUCUCCUAUGUAAUCGUAUCGAUAUAUCUCAGUUAGUUGUCACAAAGGAAUUAACUAAAACCGAUUACGCGGCCAAACAGGCGCACGUUGAAUUGGCCGCGAAAAUGAAAAAGAGAGAUGCAGGAACCGCGCCGAAACUUGGCGACAGAGUUCCAUAUGUAUUCACGACCGCUGGUAAAGGAACUCCAGCUUAUCAGAAAGCAGAGGAUCCGAUCUAUGUCCUAGAAAAUAAUAUUCCUAUAGACACUAAUUAUUAUUUACAAAACCAAUUGUCCAAACCUCUUGUACGUAUUUUUGAACCAAUUCUUGGCGACAAGGCGGAGUCGCUUCUCCUGAGAGGAGAUCAUACGCGAACUAAGUCAGUGGCCACAUCUAGAGUUGGUGCGAUGGCUGCUUUUACGCGCAAGAAGGAUGUGUGCUUGGGUUGUAAAGCUGUUUUAACGCCAGAAAGGGAGAAAAUGGCGUUAUGUAAAUAUUGUGAGCCUAAAGAAGCAGAAUUCUUUCAGACGGAAUUAUAUCUUGGUAGAAAGUUAGAAGAAAAAUUCUGUAGAUUAUGGACUGAAUGUCAAAGAUGUCAGGGGAGUCUUCAUCAAGAAGUAUUGUGCACAAGUCGUGACUGUCCGAUAUUUUAUAUGAGAAAGAAAGUACAAAUGGAAUUAGAUACCCAAAUGAAACGCGUCGAGAGAUUUGGAAUACCAGAGUGGUAAAAUCGAGAGUAC